Populus trichocarpa (black cottonwood) is the source of this 1545-nucleotide messenger RNA. RefSeq lists its product as uncharacterized. The record is from RefSeq and is a predicted model, not a curated record. The transcript has 5 exons. The coding region runs from base 1 to 1545 and encodes 514 amino acids. Lineage: Eukaryota; Viridiplantae; Streptophyta; Magnoliopsida; Malpighiales; Salicaceae.
AUGUGUAAUGUUGAAGUUAUGGUUGAGCAACCCCAAUGUGCUUCAGUUUACGAAGAACCUGUAUUGACUAGUGAACCACCUCCUACUAGAAUCGACAUUGCUCAUUUAAUUAGAGAUCCAAGCAAUCGUCCUCAAAUUUGGGAAUACCCGGUUAAUCAACAAGAUGAAAUUCGAAGGGCAUACAUUAAUUUGGGGCCAUAUCAACCUUUGAUGUCUGAAUAUCCGAUGACUGGUGAAAAACAUCCUCGUCGAUUUCAAUCUCACUGGUUCAAAAGUUAUCCAUGGCUUGAAUAUUCAGAGAAAAAUACUGCAUUUUGUUUUCCUUCCUAUCUAUUUUCAAGUAAGUCAUCUGGGAAGCCAGGAUCAGACACAUUUACUGUUAAGGGAUUCAAUUGUUGGAAGAAAGUUAAUGAUGGGGAGCGAGGGCAUGAUGAACGUCCAGAGUCAAAAAACCAAGGUAAUUUUCUUGAAAUGAUGGAACUUUUAGCAUCUUAUAAUGAGCAAGUAGGAGCUCUUGUUUUGGGUAAUGCUCCACAAAAUGCAAAAUACACCUCACAUCAAAUUCAAAAAGAAAUUUUGCAUGUCUUUGCUAGAAAUGUUCAGUCUUCAAUUCGUCAUGAGAUUGGUGAUGCAAGAUUUUGUUUAAUUAUUGAUGAAGCUCGAGAUGAAUCCAGAAGAGAGCAAAUGGCCCUUGUUAUUAGAGGUCAAGGGUAUGAUGGCGCUAGUACUAUGCGUGUAGAAUGGAAUGGUUUGCAAGCUUUAUUCAUUAAUGAUUGCCCAUAUGCAUAUUAUGUACAUUGCUUAGCUCAUCAGUUACAAUUGGCUCUUAUUGCUGCAGCUAGAGAAAUAUCUGAUGUUCACACUUUCUUUCAGAAUUUGAUCUUUAUUAUUAACAUUGUUAGUGCUUCUUGCAAUCGUAAUGAUGAUUUACGGGCUUUACAAGCAGCUACAAUUGAGCAUCUAGUUGAUAUUGGUGAGAUUGAAACGGGUAAAGGAGUUAAUCAAAAUGUUAUGGGAAUUACUGAUAUGCUUUGUCAAGCAUUGCAACAAAAAUCUCAAGACAUUUUAAAUGCUAUGCAUUUGGUGACUAGCACAAAGACUUUAAUUCAGAAGUUAAGAGACGAUGGUUGGGAAACUCUUUUAGAAGAAGUGACAUCAUUUUAUAAGCAUCAAGACAUUGAAGUUCCUGAUAUGGAUGCUUGUUUUUUUAGUGUGGGACGAUCUCGUCGUAAAACAAAAUCAGUAACAGUUGAGCAUCACUACCGAGUUGAUAUAUUUACAGCUAUCAUUGAUCAGCAAUUGCAAGAGCUAAAUAACAUAUUCAAUGAGCAGGCGAUCGAGCUUCUUAAAUUGAGCACAACUUUAGAUCCUAGAAAUAGCUAUAAAUUAUUCAAUGUUGAAGAUAUAUGCUUACUUGUUGACAAGUUCUAUCCUGAAGAUUUUUCUGACCAAGAAAAAAUUCAUUUGAGAUUUCAGUUGCAACAUUAUGAGGUUGAUGUUGAUUCGGCUUAUCUUGACUCUUCCUAUUUCGAAAGCAACUACUGA